Molecule: messenger RNA, 621 nt
Organism: Phoenix dactylifera (date palm)
Lineage: Eukaryota; Viridiplantae; Streptophyta; Magnoliopsida; Arecales; Arecaceae
Source: RefSeq, a predicted model, not a curated record
AGGACUUCUUUAAGACUGAAGGCAGCGAGUUCUCUUGGCAGUCCCGUCUCCGAAUUAAGCUUUCCUUUGGAUCCUGCGCUCAUGCCUACCACCACCUCCUCCCAAAGCCCAAGGGGCGGCGCCUUCUUCAGCCUAUGGUGCUACUCGGCCGAGCCCCGGGUGCGGCGAUCCCUGCCGAGCCAUGGGCAGCCUGCAGGCUGCGGGAGGAUCGACCGGGUGGCUACAUGGGUCGGGAACGGCGUCGCCGCCGCCUUCUUCGCAUCGUUGGAGCGCUGCUCCUGCAUCAACAUAACUACUGCUGACGAUGGCGAGGAGGCCAAGGAUGUACCCUUGAUGUUCGAUGAUGGGAAUUCGCGGCGCGAGGGCGGCGAGCUUGGAAGAGGCCAGAGGAGGGUGGCGAAGGAACAGAAGGGUGGUGGUGGUGGGUUUUCUAAUGACUUCAUGUAUGAUAAGUAGAAGCUUAGUUCAAAGGGAUGGCGCAUAUAUUACUGGUGUUUUAUGUUAUCUUCUGUUUAUUAAUUGUCUUUCCAUGGAUUUUGUGGAUGUUGUUUGUGUUUCCAUCAAUUAAUUUUCUUUUCAUGUGGGUGAACAGAUGGACCGAGAGAGAAGUUAGAUUUGCCA